AUGAGCGGUUGCGGCAAGGUUUAUCGCGACGAAAUUCGCAAUGUUGGCGAUAGAGAACAGUGUGCGAGUGGCGUCUUCCCGCCGCAGGUGUCGGACAUGACGCCGGAGCGCUGCGCGGGCUUCCGGGUGCUGCCACCGUCGGCCUUCUUCCCUGUGCCGUGGCCCCAGUGGCGGCGCUACUUCCAAGAGCAGGGCGCGGCGCUCACCAUGGCCGCCAUCAACGGCAGCUACGUCAUCCACGUGUGGAACCGGAUGAGCGCGGCGGCGAACGUGUGGCGCGCCAGUUUUGCCCUCGAGUUGCGCAAAGUGCAGGAGCAUACUUUUGAGACCUACUGUCCUUGGAAAACCUUCACGCGCGAAGCAAAGCAAUAAAUGAAUCUCAUUAUUGGUGGCGAGGCGCAGGCCUUUGUGCCUGCUCUUAGGAAUACUCUGAUCGUAAUAAAUAGGAGGUUAUUCAAACUUGAUUUAACGUGCCUCACCAGUAAGCCAACAACUUCCAGUACUUCUCCCGGGACUGCAAGAAAGUUAUCAUCCCGGUAAAAGCCUUAAACUAUUAAGUAAAUCCAGGUAAAUCUCAGAAGGGAUAGAGGUGGCUUAAAGGCAAGGUUAAAUACUCUGCCAAAAAUAUAACAUGUCUAAGCCAUUGCAGUGUGUCCAUAAGAUACAAAGGAAAAAUUGGCACAAUUCCAAUUAAAUAGUCUGUCUUAUCAUACAGCAAAGGUUGGAAGAAGAAUACGAACUAAAACAGACAGGUUGCAAAUUUCUGUAACUCAUCUUGACAAAAUUAGAAAAUAUUUCCAACUGAAACAAUGAGGUUGUAAUUUGUUGAGAGAUUGUAACUGCAUUACAAAGGUACAGAAAAAGAAUAGCUCGUAUCAAUAAUUUAUAUAUUUUGAAUGAAUACAUAUCUGUGCAUAAACAUGUACUAAUACACAGGUAUCACACAUUUGUGUACAAAAGUAAUGUAUGGUGUUGAAUAUUAGUUCUAUAUUUGUGAUUAAGAAUGAUUGCGUGAUUACACAAGUAAACUACAAUGGCAAAUAGCUAGAUUAUGAAGUAUACAAGUUAUUUGGUGUAAGAAUAAGAGUAAAAAAUGAAAGAAUUUGUGUGUACAACAGGUAUGUUUAUUUACAAGAGUUAUAUGGUUAAAUAAUAGUAUUUCAGUUGAUUGAAAUUAGAGGAAAGAGUGACUGAAAAUGAAAUUGAAAAAAAGGAAGAGGAAAUGAAUCAAAAUAAUGGACAAAGAUUUAAGUGAUCCGAGGAGAAGAAAAAAUGAAAAAGAUCGAAGCGGGAGAAAGAAGAUAAGAUGACGUAUUUAUCUGAGAAGUAGGGUAGAGCAUUGUAUGAUAGGUAAGUUUGGAACAAGUGAAAGUUUUUGGUGCGAAAACGUUUGGCGCCCACCUAGGCCUCCAAGUAGUGAAAAGAUCGUUAAGUAACGUUCCCAGCAUGAUGACCUCUUUUGUAAACUUUUGAAAUGUGCAUCUAUACGUAACAGUGGAGGGACCAAGCAGGGACGGCAAUGACAGUAAAUAAUUUGCUAAAAACAGUGGUGUUGUGAUGGGGAAUUCAAAUGAGGUGUCACAUCCGGGUAAAAGUACCUUCCGACAAGUGUCACGUCCCUAUUAUAUUUAGCCAUCUGUAAGAUGUAAGAUAAGAUCUGAUAGACGCAAUAGUAUUGUUAUUCUGCCUGUGGGGGCAGGGCUGUCGGUGGUGCAUGUUACAGACGCAAGAGCAUUCAAAAACGUUGUUACACGUGUGUUUCAUGGGAAUUCAGACUUUUUGUUUUUCUUUAUAACGUGUUUUUACACAUAGCACUACUUAACAAGUUUAUCAAAUGUUAUGAAUUUGUUUCCAAUCAUCAGAGUAAUGCUCGUACGUUUAGUUGAUACUCCCAGGUGUAUUGUGAUACUCUCUCUAAGAAUGUAUUUCAGAGGGCCGCUGAAGUUCCCAAGUGAAAAUUAAAGUGAAAUAUAAACUGAACGUCGUCAACAUUCCACCGAGAAGCAAAAAUUGUUCUCUCACGUAAUGUAGUACAGAAUAAUCAGAAUUUAGUGUAAAGUUUCUGAGACAAAUACUUCUGUUUGUACAUUAUUAUUAAUAAACAUAACGUAACAGUUCAUGACAUAACAAUCAGUCGCUCCAAGUGGUGUAACAGCUCUGCAUACUCAUAAUAUUGUCAUGUUCAUUGUCAUCGUCUGUACUUUAGUAUAUAGUAGCCGCCUAAAAAGAAACUUCCCAUGUACCACGCAUUCGGUGCACCUAUUGGGAGAAUUCCUAUGUUUCAACAACCUCGUGUUGUCCGAGAUGCUUUUUAUUUCUGCUGAAUAUCAUACUUUAUAAUGGAUACUUUGGAAGUCACGAAUUUCAUACGACUAAGUAUUACAUGAUGUUCCUUGCAAUAUUCCAAUUUUUUUAAUUUAACUUGUUCAGCACGUGCAGAAACACAAAGUACAAUGUUUGUAGAGAACGUGUAACUGUUUCAUUUAGAAUUGGUGUUUUCACUUUUUUCUUUGACAUCUCUUUCAACAUUAUGUUUGUGGAAAUAUAGGUAUAAUUUAAAUACCAUGUUACUAAUAUAAUAAAAAUAAAAAUAAAAUAAACAGCAAUUGCUAGAUUGCUGUAAUUUAUUCAGGGUAUCAAAUAUGCAAAAAGUGUUCCAUUUUUAUAAAUAUUUUCACUCGUACUUAAAUGAGAAACGAAAUAAGACGGAAGAAUAUAUUGAGAUUGUUAGAUGGAGU
This is a messenger RNA of Gryllus bimaculatus (two-spotted cricket), 2738 nucleotides long. The record is from the annotation of a GenBank genome assembly. NCBI's taxonomy places the organism in Eukaryota, Metazoa, Arthropoda, Insecta, Orthoptera, Gryllidae.